AUGAAGUUUAUUAGUUGUAUUCCUAUCGGUGGCCCUGCAAUUAAUUCCGAGGAGGAUGAACUGGUGUUAUGCCAAUGUGAGAUCCAAGAAAUACCACAAUCCAAGGAGAAUGUUAACAGUACUUGUGUGUCUGAGAUAACUAUCAGUGAAGGAACGGAUAUUUACAGAAGAAUGAAUGUCAGGAUGUGUGAUAUGAGGGUUUUUGAGAGCAGUAAGGAAUGUGUGUGGUACGAAUUUCUGAAAUUCUUGACUGGACACAAGAUACAGCUCCCGUUGCUCAAUGAUACUAUACAUUUUAGCUCCUGGGUGUGCUACACUUCAAAAGGUGGCAACUGGAAUAUAGUAAUGGAAUUGGAAUCAGCCGGAAUCACUAAGAAAUUAGCUGAACUACAGCUAGAUGCAAUACAUAGUGGGGAAGUCGAUUUGUUUCAAUUCACCAAUGUUCUGUUCCAUGAAUCAUGCCAAUUGAACGACAGAGUCCACCACCUUGAAAGUAAAGUUGCUGGAAGUAAUAAUCGCAUUAAAAUGUUGCAAGAGGAGCAGACAGAGCGUAGUAGCAUGCUACAGAAGAGGGAUGACAGAACAAGGGCCGUUGUAGUGGCGCUACUCAACGAGAAAAAAUCAAAGAUCAAAGAGCUAUAUGACAAGAUAGACAGACUUAAGAGCAACCCGAUGGAAGAACUGCCAUCUGAAAGAAUUUCAGAUUCAGAUAUCAUCAAUAAACAUGUCAACGAUCCUGUUUCGCACUUGACUUCACCUGGUAAAAGGAGAAAAAGAACACCCUCUGAUCAAGACUCGGGAAGAGAACAGGUUAAAAAGCGAAUCAUACCGAAGGUAGAACAAUCGUCGGAUGACUUCGAAGACUUUCAAUUUUUUGGUAUAUCCAAACACCCGGAAAUGUUAUCUAGGAAUGGCAGCCCCCAAAAGAGCACCAAUAUCAAACACGGGUCGCGAGCCACAGAGACCGACACUCUGCCGAACUCUUCACAAGAAAUACCACCGUACCUCCAGCAUGCUUCAGCAUCUGCUCCAAACACACAGACGGCAAGUGUCGUCAAGAGCGAAUCCAACGUGCAAAUCAUCCCGCAGUCUUCCUCAUCGUCUAACGAGUCAGACACAGAAACGGAAGCCCAAAACAAAACAGACACGCAUAAAGACAAAUUCAAUACACAAACUGACGUUGCGGACAGACCAUCGGAUACAGAGCAGAAUACCGAAGGAGAGACAGAUCAAACUACUGAUUUGGAUACAGAAUAG
This is a messenger RNA of Zygotorulaspora mrakii, 1257 nucleotides long. It is a transcript of the gene LIF1, whose product is annotated as Lif1p. The transcript has a single exon. Bases 1 to 1257 code for a protein of 418 amino acids. The record is from RefSeq and is a predicted model, not a curated record. Lineage: Eukaryota; Fungi; Ascomycota; Saccharomycetes; Saccharomycetales; Saccharomycetaceae.